Messenger RNA from Saccostrea echinata, 4157 nucleotides. RefSeq names its product protein FAM91A1-like. Lineage: Eukaryota; Metazoa; Mollusca; Bivalvia; Ostreida; Ostreidae. The transcript has 20 exons. The record is from RefSeq and is a predicted model, not a curated record. The coding region runs from base 118 to 2652 and encodes 844 amino acids.
CCUGAUAGCACACUUCCAACAUGUCAGCUGGAAAUUGUGGGUGGUGGAUAUAUCAUCAUAUGAUAAGAAAAUAAUGACUGAUGAGAGGCUUACUGACCAUCCAAAUCAACAGACGACAUGAAUUCAGACGUAGAAAACCAGAUCAGAUUGAACAACUCAUGGCAAAAACUACCAGCAGCCAUCAAACAAAUUCUUGGUAAUUCACAGAGAGAAUAUGACAAAGCUAUUGUUCAAUUUAGCAUUAAGAAUCAGUUGCGCUAUAAAGGCAAUUUAGUUCGAACAGUGAGGAAGGAUGAGAGGCGAUACUAUGAAGACUUGAUGCAUUACAGUCAGGAGCAUCUGAUGCUGUACCCCUACCACCUGUCUGAUGUCAUUGUCAAGGGGUUAAGGGUCACUCCGUUCACCUACUACAUCAAUAUGAUGUCUGACAUCAUGACUCAGGAGAAGAGCUAUGAUUCUCUGCCAAAUUUCACUGCUGCAGACUGCUUAAGACUUUUAGGAAUUGGUCGUAAUCAGUACAUUGAUUUAAUGAACCAAUGUAGAUCCUCAAAGAAAUUUUUUCGGCGAAAGCCUCCGAAAGACCUCUUACCAGCCCAACCAGUAGAAACAGUGACCUUUGAGCACUGGUGGCUAGUGAAUGUAGGCUACAUCACAGAAGAAGAUGUCAAGAUGUGCUCUGUAUCAGAGAAGAAUGUGAUAGAUUCUAUAAUAGACAGUGAGGAGAGCUGCCAGCUCGCCGGGGAGAUGGACUACAAGAUUAUACAAAGUCUCUAUAGAAAGGGGUUAAUCUACCUUAAUGUUCCUAUAAAGGAUGAUGAUUGUAUAAUAGUGCCGCCUCUGGAGGGAUUCGUUAUGAAUCGUGUCCUUGGUGACUACCUGGAAACUUUGCUGUAUAAGAUAUUUGUCUCAAUUGAUGAACACACAGCGGUAUCGGAGCUUGCCCAUGUUCUGCAGAUUGACUCUGAAUUAGUAAAGAAUGCUAUAUCUAUGUACUGCCGUCUUGGGUUUGCUAAGAAAAAAGGAGCAGAAAAUAUUAAUGCCGAAGAUCUUCAUCCUUCGUGGAUAAACAUUCAGCCAACCAAUAAAAAAAUGACCAAGGACCAGAUAAUUUUAGACUGGAAUGAGACAUCAGAAGAGGCAUUGCUGGAGGCCAACAAAAACCCGGUAUCUCAAGACACAAACAACCAGGCUAACAAGAGUGCUCUGGAGACAGCUAUGGAGGACACAAGUCCUACCAGUGGUGCUACCAGAAGAAUUGCUUUCCUGUUUGACUCAACAUUAACAGCAUUCCUUAUGAUGGGGAAUCUGUCUCCGGGAUUAAAAAGUCAUGCUGUGACUAUGUUUGAAGUUGGAAAGCUUAGUGAUGAAUCAUUAGAUAGCUUCCUAGCUGAACUUGAAAAAGUUGGUUCGGAAGCAGAAGGUGAGGCCAGGCGAUAUUUCGUUCAUGCUCUGACAUUGCGUGACACGGUCCGCUUUCUUCGAUACAACAAAGAGUUAAACAUGGACACUGAGAAUGGUAACGGCCUGGCAGUGGACUUGAUCAGAUGUGAGAGUCUGCUUGGUUUGGACGCUGCAACCAGAGCCAGGGUUCUCAACCGGAAUUACAGUUUACUUGUAUCGAUGGCACCAUUGAGUUAUGAGAUUCGUCCAGUCAGUAGUUGUGUACCCCAACACAUAGGACCAGCCAUUCCAGAGGUAAACUCUGUGUGGUUUAAGUUGUAUACUUAUCAUAUAUCUGGCUGUGGUCCACCAAGUCUUUUACUUGUGAAGGGAACUAAAUUACGUAGACUUCCAAAAAUGUUUUAUGAUUAUGACAGAUUAUUGGUGACAACAUGGGGACAUGAUCCAGGUGUUAUAGCAACAUCAAACAUUCUUCUGACCCUGAAUGAUGCUCUCACACACUCAGCUGUUCUAGUUCAGGCACAUGGGUGGCAGUCUGAAGGAAAAACAGUCACAGUGGCCUUCCCAUUUGAAAAGGAAGUAUCAGGUGAUUUUUCAAGUGGUGCUUACCAGAAACAUAGUGCAAUACAAACAAUUUCUCUAAAGAUUGACUUAAUAAACACUUGUGGGUAUAUCACCCUGCUAAACACAGGCAAGGAAAGCCGGACAGUGUGGAAAGACAACCACGAGGAGGAUUUUUACGAUGUAGAUGUGUUUAAUGAUGAGGAAAUAAGUGAACCUUGCAAUGGGGUCAAGGACCAGCAGUCAGCUGAUGUGUUGGCCAUGGAAAUUGACAUGCUUGAAUUAGAAAGUGAGCCAAAAGAGAAUUCAAUUGCACAGCCAUUAAAUCGUAAUCUAAAAUUAGAUCUCAGUAAGAAACAAGUGUCAUGUGAUGUGAGUAAGGAAGAGGAUUGGGCGUUACUGGACUGUUAUUUUGGCAUUCCUUUGUUUGACUCCUAUCUCAACAAAGAAAUCUGUUCAAAGGUUGUUAACUUUGGCCUGUUUAAACAAGAAGGCUUACAAGAAUUAUUGCAUUCCAGUAGGAAGCUUUCUCUAAGACUGCUUAAUUUUAUAUCCCAGUAUCAGGACAUUCCUACCAAUGAUACUUUAUCUGAUCCCUUGUUGCCUAGCGACAAUGAACAGACUCCUCCCUUGCCCACAGUUUGUUUACAGUUUUAUAAAGGGAAACUAGAGCGAUGGAAUUGCAAAUGAAAAUGUGACUGUUUAUAGGGAAGACUGUGUUCAAUUUACAAAUGCGCAAAAAUUACCCAGAAAUACACUUUUACCAUAGGUGACAUAUCUUUGCUAGCCAAAUGCUUCUGAUAUAUUUCUCUACUAAUAAGGAGGGAAGCAAAUAUCAGGAACACUUGGAAAAUGCAUGUGACAGAGAGAAGAGAAAAUCUGUCAUUGUUGCAUCACUCAGUAUAAGAGAAUGUGUUGUAUUUUGAACGAGAAACGAGAAUUUUGAGAUAUUUUGAUGUUGGAAUUUUUUUUACUGAGCACAAAGGACAUAAGAUGACCUUGGUGAAAUUUUAACUUCACAGUUAAAUAGUUAGGGUUUCAGAUGACUGAAUAUUAUGUGUGGGUGAAAAGGUCUUAUAUAUUGUAUGGACGUUCCUCUGUAAUCUAAAAUUGGGGGUUAACCAGUGGGUUUCAUAAAUAAGUGACCAGUGUCUAACAUACCAGUAGGCAUUAACUUGGACUGGUUGACUGUUAAAAAAAAGUCAAUAGUUCAUGACCCCUGGUAACAUCUAAAUCUUCAAGAUCAUAGCAGCUAAGUAGUUCUACAUAAAACCUUAGAUUUUGGAAUAAUAUGCGAACCUAAACAUAAUGUAGGAAAAGCUAAAAUAAAUGUAAUUGAUGCUUUAAAUCAAAGUUGGCCACCAAAGUUGUCACUUUGCAUCAGACAACAAACUCUAUCUUAGGGAAAUAAAUGUCUAUUUUCACAUACAAUUUCACUUCAGUUCAUCUUACCUUGUUAGAAAAUUAAUUAUUUCUGAUUUUUUUUUUUAAAUCCAUAAUCUGCCACUUACAAUGUAGUGGCAAGCAGUGUGCUCAAUAGAGCUACAUGUAGAUAAUAGGUAGCAUCUAGUGACAAUAUUAGCUGCUACAAUCUUGAACACAGCCCAGGUAACUUUUACAAGUUGAUUUCAUGUAAAGCAUUAUCCAGUGUUUUCAACAAUGAAUUGUGAUGAAUUUUUUGUGACAAUGGCACUCCCCAUUAAGUAUAUCGCACACAUAUUCUAGUGUUAUAGAAUAUCUUAUUUAUUUUUCUUUUAUAAGAUGAAUAUCUUGUGUAUUCAAAUGGAAAUGGGGAGUGGUGAAUAACAUCAUUAUAAUUAUUAUUUUUUAUAUCAUUUCACUGAUACAGUACUUGGUCUAUUUAGAACCUCGCUGGGCUUAUGUUAACAGAGAACAGGGUUGGGAAGUUUUUGCUAUAUAUAGACAUUGUUGAAAAUCAAAUUGUCAUACUUACUACACUUUCCUUUCAGUCUACACACAGGGAUCAAUAGUUGUAAAAUGUGAUUAUUGGGGGGUUGGUGUAGAAAGUUGGAGAAAUUUUACAUGUCCAGUUUUUAUUGAAUAUUUAAGUUAUGUAUUCAUUAUCAUUGUACUUGAUAUACACCUGCAAGUAAAUAUGAUGUAUCAUUUAUGAGACUGUUGCAUUUAAUUUAUUUUGGUAAUUAAUGUACACUGUGUAUAUAUUGAAAUGUUCU